AUGCAAGCAGCUGCAACGGCUAAAGUUGGCACUUUCCUAAAAUUACUUUUCCGAUGGAGAGGAAGCGUCUGGAAAAUAGUUUGGAAGGAACUUACAAUUUUUCUUUUUCUUUACUUUAAUCUCAGUUUUCUGUACCGAUUUUUUCUAAAAGGGAACGACUUUGGUUCCACAUUCGAAAGAGUUGUCCGACAUUGCCGUUCACUUUCUCGCGAAGCUGCCACAGUUCUCUCUUUUGCAAUGGGAUUCUACGUCGCACAAAUUUCUGACAGGAUAGUUUCAUUUGCCCCUUAUAACCUCGGAUUGCUAAUGUGUUCAUACAUAAGGACAAGAAGUGAUGAAAAAGAUGCGAACACUGACCGCAUUAUUAGGAGAACAGUGAUGAGAUACUUCAUACUAUGCUAUGUACUGGUUUUUCGAGACAUCAGUGAGAGGAUUAGACGGCGGUUUCCAACGUACAAUCACCUGGUCCCGACGUUAAUGACAGAGGCGGAGAAAGAAAGAAUCGAGGGAGAAGAUAUAAAACGGGUGUACUGGAUGCCUAUUGAGUGGGCCAUGCAACUACUAAAAAAGUGUUAUUCCCGACAUCAAAUUGAUGAGUAUCAUUUCGCAGUGCUCUGCCAGAACAUUGCCAAGUAUCGUGAAAUGAUGCACAACCUUCUUUCUUUCGACUGGAUCAACGUUCCCCUUGUCUACACUCAGGUUGUGCACAUUUGUAUAUUGGCUUAUUUUGGCAUUAUAUGUUUUGCGAACCAACCCAUCAGAGAAGAAGGGCGAAAGGCAUGGAUUCAUGAUUUUGUGAUCCCAGGAUACGCUAUCUACGAAUUUAUCUUUUUUGUAGGAUGGCUCAAAGUUGCACAGGUAAUGCUCAACCCAUUUGGAAUGGAUGAAGAUGAUUUUGAGAUAGAUAUGCUGGUUGAAAGAAACUUGCAGGUCGGAUAUUCCUACGUGGACACUAUGUACGACAGGCUACCUCCAUUAGUAUAUGUUGGUGUAACUAGUCUUCCUCAUACGAAGGCAUCUAUGGCCUUGAUAUCAAAAGUUACUCCGAUGGUUGGAUCCGUAGCCAACGUUAAAGUACCGAGAGCAGAACAGAGAGUGAUCAGCAAGGAGGAUGUGGAAUUGAUUCGUAAACUAGUGGGACCCAAAUUUGGCCGCCGAUUCGCCGAUUAUGUAGCGCGCAAUAGACAAGUCGAGAAAAAUGAGAAACGUGAGCAGGCAAGCGAGUCAUUGAAAGGGACAACCAUAACAACGACACCUGUUUCACAAGAUAGAAGGGAUGGCUCCCGGAAAAGUCGAGCUGUAUCACGCACUUGUAUAUCCCACGAAGCAUCUAAAAAGGUUAAGGAGGAUAUGAAUCCAUGGAUCGGAGAUUUGGAUGCUACACAGUCCAGUUCUGUUAGAAAACAGAAACCAACUCCGGAACCAAGCAGGAUAAGAACAGUGCUAUCAACGCAGCGCUCCAAAGAAGAUCUCUCAGGAGACUAUCUGGCAAGAGCUCGGUCGUUACAACCUGCUCCUACGCCCUCUUUUCCUUACAGUAACAAUGUCGUUGGACCUCCAGAUGCGAAUGUUUCGAAGCCAACACCGUUCUUAGAUCCCUCCUUCCAAAAUAAAAAUAUCGAUAUGAAGAAAGAAAAGCCAACAGAAAAGUCAAAAUCAAAGAGCGACAUUAUCAAAGGAUUGAAAAGUACACAAAGAACAAUGGAGAAAUCUUAUAUCAGAGAAGAUAAUGAGGGCGUUUCCAAGUCGACCGAACGCAAAAAUAAAAUUGGAGAUGCGUGGAAAAGCAGAAAAUCGGCGAAAUUGGUGCAGCUGAAUGAGAAUAUAAAUGAGAAAAAGCAAAAGCGGAAGGAGGAGCAUGCAGGAGCAUCGAGUUCUGCGUCUAUGCAUGUUGGAUCGAGUAAGAAACCUCAAAAGAACUCACGUACAAAAAGAAACGAACAUAAAAGUGCAAAGGAAAAAUAA
Molecule: messenger RNA, 1965 nt
Organism: Necator americanus (New World hookworm)
Lineage: Eukaryota; Metazoa; Nematoda; Chromadorea; Rhabditida; Ancylostomatidae
Exons: 18
Coding region: 1-1965 (654 amino acids)
Molecular function (GO): chloride channel activity
Source: RefSeq, a predicted model, not a curated record